AUGCAUCUUCGCGGCCUUCUCGCUGCUGUAUCUCUUCUCAUCGGCCUAUCCUCAGCAAUUGUGAUACCACACUCCUCCACUCCGUUCGUCCCGGCAGACCACUUUCUCAAUGCUACAAAGCGACAAGGGUCCCAGCUCCCAUAUGGACUUAUCAUCACCCACUGUAACGUCCCAAACACUGUUGCACUCACCUUCGACGACGGGCCGUUCAUUUACACCGGACAGAUGCUCGACACCCUCACCAAACAUAAUGCCCGCGCGACCUUUUUCCUGAAUGGCGUCAACAAAGGCAACAUCGAUUCAUUCCCCGAGUUAGUACAACGUACUUUGGCUGAAGGACACCAGCUUGGUUCCCAUACAUGGGGCCACCUUUCUCUUGACACUCUAAGCUACAACGAAAUCAUCACCCAAAUGACAGACCUCGAAGACGCCUUCAUGCGAAUCUUGGGCUUUUUCCCAACCUACAUGCGUGCUCCCUACCUGAUGGUCACAGCCGAUGUGUUAAAUGCCAUGAAAGAACUGAAGUACCAUGUCAUCGGAGCCAGUAUUGAUACAAAGGACUACGAGAAUGAUCAUCCCGACGAUAGCUGGCGAAGCUUUGAGAAGUUCCGGGCGGAAUUGGAUGCUGGCGGUACUAUUGUGCUGGCGCAUGAUACUCAUCAGACCACCGUGGAGAUUUUGUUGGAUAAUAUGUUGACGGAGAUUGCAUUGCGGGGACAUGAGACUGUUACUGUUGGCGAAUGUCUUGCUGACGCUCCUGAGUACUGGUACCGUACGAGCCGGUAG
This is a messenger RNA of Penicillium longicatenatum, 786 nucleotides long. RefSeq names its product chitin deacetylase. The transcript is spliced from 3 exons. Bases 1 to 786 code for a protein of 261 amino acids. NCBI's taxonomy places the organism in Eukaryota, Fungi, Ascomycota, Eurotiomycetes, Eurotiales, Aspergillaceae. Gene Ontology annotation, biological process: carbohydrate metabolic process. The record is from RefSeq and is a predicted model, not a curated record. Gene Ontology annotation, molecular function: hydrolase activity, acting on carbon-nitrogen (but not peptide) bonds.